AUGGCAGCGCUCGUCGACUUCCGGUCCCCGAGGAUCGGCGGCCAGGCGGUGGCCGCAGCACGGGAGGAUGUUCAGUCGGUGAUUGUUGUGUCUGUUCGGGUAUCGCCGUUUGCGUUGACAUUUAGUCACGGGAGCGAGUGUGACAGUUAA
Messenger RNA from Gryllus bimaculatus (two-spotted cricket), 150 nucleotides. The record is from the annotation of a GenBank genome assembly. NCBI's taxonomy places the organism in Eukaryota, Metazoa, Arthropoda, Insecta, Orthoptera, Gryllidae.